Messenger RNA from Lindgomyces ingoldianus, 597 nucleotides. RefSeq lists its product as uncharacterized. The coding region runs from base 164 to 550 and encodes 128 amino acids. NCBI's taxonomy places the organism in Eukaryota, Fungi, Ascomycota, Dothideomycetes, Pleosporales, Lindgomycetaceae. The transcript has a single exon. The record is from RefSeq and is a predicted model, not a curated record.
CAAUUCCCCCAUUGACGCGCUUCAUUUCGCUCUGGGGUGGGAAAAAGCGCCUAGAUUGAUGGAGCUUAGUCUUCUCUCUAGGUGAAAACUGGUGUUUUUUUACCCCAUGCAUUCAUAGUCAAUUUCCUCCUACUGUCCUGAUCUUCGGAGAGGGAUAUGGACAAUGUAUUAUUUUUUGGUUUGUUGGUUUGUGUCAUUUUGGUUGUAUCUUGGAGGGAGGCGUUGUGGGGUGAUACAUAUACCAUCUUUUCAUUUUCAUCUUUUGCACAGCAUAGCGAGUGGGGUGUUUCUAGUAGCCCCAUCAGACAAUUUCAUUAUCUCUCAUUCAAAGUCCCUACUCGCACAACCUAUUCCUCUACUAUGCAUAAGAAGGAAAUUCUCUAGAGAUUGUAUAUACGGACGCCCCCUUUGGUACGUCUGUUCCCGAGGCCCUUUCCCUCCCGUUCCUCUACACCAACCCUUUCCCCUCCUUUCCCCUCCUCCCCCCAACCCCUAUCCAGCCUCUAUCCUCGCCUUUCAACCCGCGGCUUGCCCGGUUGGCUGCGAGUGAGAUGUUGUGUGGCGUUGGGGCGCAGGUCAAGGAUGCAAGGAUGCGGA